Messenger RNA from Penicillium hordei, 423 nucleotides. It is a transcript of the gene tpcL, whose product is annotated as anthrone oxygenase tpcL. Lineage: Eukaryota; Fungi; Ascomycota; Eurotiomycetes; Eurotiales; Aspergillaceae. The record is from RefSeq and is a predicted model, not a curated record. The coding region runs from base 1 to 423 and encodes 140 amino acids. The transcript has a single exon.
AUGGUCUGUCUCUCGGGGGUUGCCAUCCCGGUCUUCCUCGACACCGACACCGAUGCCGCGCACCUGGUCCGCCAAUGGGUGCGUGUUUAUCACUACGGCCACAUUUACAUGCCUGCACUUUGUCUCGCAACCUGCGGGCUAUACGGAUACAUAGCCCUAAAUCGUUUGCAACGCCGGAUUUACGUGCUGGCUGGUCUAAGCACGAUCGCUAUGGUUCCCUUUACUUGGAUCUUUAUGGCCCCAACCAACAACACUCUGUUUCAUCUGGAUGGACUGGACAACCUUUCUUCUAUUGAACUCGCAGCAGUGCAAGAUAUUGUGAUAAGAUGGUCUUGGUUACAUUUGUUUCGAUGUCUAUCUCCCAUAGUUGGUGUUCUGCUGGGCUUCACGGGUUUGCUACAGGAGCUCGGGUUCGGGCUAUAA